CAUUUUUUUGGAGAGAGGUCGGUGGCCACUGGCGAAGAAGAAGAAGAAAAGAGGGAUCGAGGAGAAAAAGCUAACAGAGAGGCUCUGGAUUUGGGGGAUUUCAUUUUCCAGACGUGGCGAUUAGCGACCAAGGCGCGACCGAUUUUCAAAACUUAGGUCUCACUUUAGGUUAUCAGUAUUGCUGUGUUUUGACACUAUGAUAUAAGCUCUCGCUAUUUGAUAUUACGCCUGGAAACCAUCAUUCAAAAACUUUCUUUUGAGCUGCCCGCAACAUUCUUCUUCCUGUUUUUUCUCUACAUUGAAAGCAUCAGAUUAGCUACAUUAAUGGACGCCCAUGUUGAAUCAUCCUACCUAGUAACCAAACUCCAGUCGUCUAAUCUCCAAGACAUCUACAAGCUAUCCUUAAGUUACUUGAACCCGUUUACAGAUUUCAUCUCUUCCGCCGCAGUAACGAAGCCGCCUGUCAAACCGAAGAAGACAUCAAAGGCGGCUGAAGAGACCAAUCGAUCAAAUCUUCGUUCCCUUGCACAGAGAUUUAUCCCCUUUCUUAAUACUGCUCUUUCGAUUAUCCCUAAGCGUCUAUUAGAGAAGCCAAGGGUUGUAGAUGAUCAUUCAAGUAAUGAACUGUUUAAAACAUACGAGUUGUGCUUGAGUUGCUUGGGAUGCGUUUCUUCCCAGUUAUCGUCCAAACCCUACUCGGUUCACUUGCAGAGGGUUCGUUUGAUGCUUUGUUUAGUGAAUUGGGAGCGAUAUGUAAAUGCUGAAGAGGAGGGGUUUUCUAUUUUGGAGGGUUUGCAAGGAAUUGUCAAUGGUUCGGAAGUAAAAGUAGUUAAGAAGAAGGGAAGAUUUCUGCCCGAGUUGAAGGAAGAUGUGGAUAGCCAUUUUGCUUUCACGGUGGUACAGAUAGUUGAGACGCUGAUAACGUGUGUUUCUUCCAGAAACAGUAGAGAGACAGAAGACUACAGAAGAGUCAUUGCACUGGUGGAUGAGUGUACACCAUGGUUUAGGGCUUUGGAAGCAAAAUCUUGUGACAAGUUUCAAAGGUUGAUCGCAAAAGAUCUGAAACAGUGCACAUUGUUUUUGAUAGAAAAUUAUCACAGCUUUGACACGAAAUUGGUCAUUGACAUGUGGUUAGCAACAUUUACUGUAUGCUCAACAUCACACACGAAACUCCUGUUGCCGAAGAUUGCUCGUGAGAUAUGCUCCUCUUUGUUUGCUCAACGAGUCAUCAACUCCUCACAACUAUAUAGCAUUCUACAGGCUAUAAUGGACUCCAUAUUCCAUGCUUAUAAGGUUGAUAUGGAAUGCAAUUCAUUUGAAUUUAUCGAAUUCGCUUCUUAUUGUGCGAAUGAAUGCCGGACUGCUUCUGUAAGUUUGUGCAGAGCUCUUGGAGAAUAUCUAAACAACUUAGCAGGUGACUUUUCUCAGAGGUUGCCAGUUGUUGAACUGAUUAUGAACGUUUAUGCCACUGGACUGUUGGUUUAUGCUUGCUUUGAACAAUCAAGACAAGUUGAUGCCACUACAAAAAACACCUUGAAAGACAUAUCUAUGCUUGGAGUCUUGUUUGAUGAUGUUAACGCUAUUCAAAAUUUAACUACUGUGCUUAAUAAAUUGAAAGCUUGCUUUUGUUUUGGCAUUAGUGGCAACCAUUUUUUGUCAAUCAACUGUGAGCACCGUUGCUCAACAAGCUCAUUUCGUUUGAAAAAGGAGUCUUGUUACAAUUCCUCUUUUUGUGAGCUGGAAAACAGGAAUUUAUAUGUGAAAUCCUACUGUAAUGCACUCAGAUUCUUGUGUCAGCCACUUGCUGAGCGUGUACAUUCAGAAAGGAAAGAGUUAGUUGGAGAAAUUGAAGCUAAUUCUGUGAUCAAGCUAAGAGAUAUCCAAGCUAUAUUGUGUCACUUCUGUGACGUUUUCCAUUCCACUCUAAGUGAACUUGAGUUUGAGAGCAACUCAUUUGAUGAUACCAGCAAAAUUGUCCUUAAUGUGAUAGUAGCUUCACUUACACUGUCAUACAAAACUAAGCUUUACACAAAGGAAAUUCGGAGCUUUGUCAAACUUAUUACUUCAGCGGACUGGAUACAACCCACUAGACUGAAAUAUCUCUCUGUGUAUCUCCACAAUAUAGGUGUUACCCUGUACAGGGACAAACAACUUGAAGAAGCUUCAGUAGCAAUUAAGUUAUGCUGCAGAGCAUUAUGGGCUCGUGCUUUACAGCUCUGCAAGAGUUGCAUGGACAUAUCAAAUCAGCACAAUGGUGAUAUGUCAACUGACACAAUUUCAGAUUUUGUUGCUGAAGCCUCUGAUGAAAGUGCAUUUCUUUUGCAAAUUCAUCAUUCUGACGACCUUAAGAGUGCUAAAGUAAUUAGAUGUAGUCUGGAGAAUUGGUCUACUGUGCUAGACAUAAAAGACGAAUUACCAAGUCUUGUAGCUUUGAUAAAGAAGUGGGUUAAGAUAGAAUGUAGGCAUAGUGCUGAUGGUGCUAGGUCAUUAUAUUCUUUAGUAUCACCUUCUGCCACAGUAUCUAUAAGGACUCUUGGAAUUAUACAGGAGCAGGAGCUUAUAGCAUACAGAGAGAUGAAUAAUCUGAAUCCAAAAUUAUGCAAGAAAAUGCGGAUAGAUAUAAUGGAUCUCCUUUUACAAAAGGUGUAUGUUACACAUGACACUUGCUUAAAGAAGACGAAGAUUCUUAUUGCAAAAGGACAGGAAUUAAGUGCCCAUGGGACUGAUGACCUGAAUGAUAGUAUUAAAUGCUUGUCUGACGCAUUAUAUCUUUUGAACAAUAUUCAUGGUGAAAAAGAUUUCCAAGACCAUGCCGUUCAACAACAGAUAGCAGUUGCAUAUUCUUUACGUGCACUCUACAUUCAGAAGGCCCAACCAAACUCAAAGCCAUGUCUUGAAGAUAUUCAAGCUGCACUUGGUAUCUGGUUGACCUUAGAUGGUACCAAUGUGGACAAGCAAUGUGGUAUCGUAUUAGACAAUUUGUUGGUUCUAUGCUAUCAUAUUCUUGACAUGUUGACAAUCAAGGGUUAUACUCAACUUCAUCCUGAGAUCUAUGAAUUAUUGAUCAGGCUGAAUAAAUGGAAGAAUCUAUCAGUCGAUAAGUAUUUAGGCAUCUUAUGGGAAUCUAGAAGGUUGGGUCAUGUUGCAUGUGCUUCACCAAUCAGUGAGGCAUUUAUUAUGGUUCUGUCACAACAUUGUGGUGAACUUUCUAAGUCUAUCCAUUUUUGGCUUGAUUGCUUGAAGGGAUCACGACAACUAGAAUUGGGGUUUCAACAGAUGUUUUAUUUUGUAUUUAGUAAGAUAUCCCAAGUUUCUUUUUGCGAACAAGAUCUUUCCUCGGUAGUCUUCGGGAUCGAUGAAGUUAAGGCUGUUGCUUUAGAGCUUGCUUCCAGUGUUCCUUUUUAUUCCAGUUCUGCAUUUCUUGCUGCACAUCUUUACCAUGACUUAAGUGGAAGGCUGAUUUCAACUGGACGACUAUGUGAGGGUCUUUUAUUUGCCAAGGAAGCACUUCGUUUGCGUCAUAAGCUUUUGCAAGAAAAAUUUAUUUUUUCUGUAAAGCAGCAAACUGCAAUACACAAUGAGAAUGGGGACACUGUUCAAAAGGGUGGUUGCGUUCUUGAUAAUUUCCAAUUUCUUAGUGCAACACCUACUGUGAUUUGGUCUUCUGACAACCUUUCGUACAAUAUGGAGAGCCUUGUUCUUACACCAUGGAAUGUACUUCAAUGUUAUCUUGAAAGUAUUCUCCAGGUUAGUGUUAUACACGAGAGUAUGGGCAAUAGAUCAGAAGCUGAAAGUCUUCUAGUUUUGGGGAAAGACAUCUCAUGUUCUCAAGGCUUGCCAUUUUUUACCGUUGCAUUUUCAUGUAUUCGUGGAACAUUAUAUGGCAAACAACGACAAUGGGAAAUGGCAGAUAAGGAACUUGAAAGUGCGAAGCAAGUAUUAGAAGAUAGUUCAUUUGUAGUCUCUUGCCCUAAGUGCAAAUUAAUUAUGGAAGUAAUGGUCAAUCAACAUAUUGCGGAUCUGUAUAGGUGUCGUUCCAGUAAUGCAAUUGGAGGGUCUCUUUGUGCUGAGAGCUUAUCUUCUGCUGAAAAUUUGUACAAAUUAGCUUUGGAUAAAUUAAAAUCAUUUGAUUGUAAAAACUCAAAAUGUCAUAUGGAGGAAAGUAUUCCAAGCAUUGAUGAGACUGAGUAUAGCAGUAGCAAUUUGCUUACUAGAACGAAAAUGGUUGACAAACAAUCUUUGAAGGAAAAGAAUGCAUCAACAUCUUCACAUUUCAGGCAAGGCUUUAUCGAAGAGAAAAAAACAAGAGUAAUUCGUUCCACAAGCUCUCUUAGAAGAAGUGAAAGGAUUUCCAGGGAUGUACACAAACAUGCUGAUACAAGUCCUUGUAGUGAUCAAGUAUGUGGUAGGCCCAGAGUUACUGGAUCAAGAGGACAACUAUCAGAAAAUAGUUCUUCUUUAAAGGAUGCAACUGAAGCAAUAUGCAUUUGCAACAAAAAAAAUUGUUGGCAUUGCCUCCUUGUUGACAUUGUUGGAUCUGGUUGCAUGGAAAAUCUACUGUGGGUGAAGUGGGAGUUACUCAGAAGACAGGUCUCAUUUAGAAUUCUAAGAAAUAUAGGCAAAUGUUAUGGAAUUCGUGCUGAAUUUAAUGAAACUCAUGAGAUACUUGUGCAAAGCAUAUCUGUCCUUGUCAAUAGGAAUGCUUUUUCUGUGUACUCUCCUGUUGUCUUGGUUGGAACCUUGCUGGACCUUGUUGAGAAGGAUAUCCCAGAAGAUCCAUUUGCCAUUGAACGUGCAACAAUAUUAUAUGACCUUACUUGGUUUAUCCUAAGGAAUUAUCCUUUGAAACAUGCCAGGAACGACCGUUACAAGUUUUUAGACAUCCCAAUCCCAAGAAUUGUGGCUUUGCUGAUGCGAGCUUUUGUUCUUUGUUGUGAGGUCCCCUUAAUUCUCCACAAGGUCUCUCAGUUGCUUUGUGUCAUGCAUGUCCUUUGUGCUUCAGUUAAGUCAUUUUCUCUGCCCUUAGCUCAUUGCAAGGUGCUAUCAGUAAGUCAGUGGGCAUCCUAUUUCCAUCAAGCUUCACUUGGUACACAUCAUAACCACCAACAAUUUUCUUGUAUGAUGAAUCAAAAAGGUCAAAGCCCUUGGGAUGUUAAGGAUCCUUGUCAAGAAAUCUCAGCUUUCAUCAAAGUGGAUAGGCAUGCUAUGCUUAGGCAUAAACUUGAAACCUUACAAGAUCUUGAAAGAUCUGUAUCAAAUUUUUUCCAAGGACUUCCCUGCACUCCAAUAAUAUGUAUUAGUUUGCUUGGGGAUGCAUAUGGAAGUUUAUUGACUGAAUUGUUGGCUUCUCCUUCACCUGUGCUUGCUUGGACCAUGCUCACUCGCUUGAAUUCCAAGUGUCAACCCGUGGUUUUACUUUUGCCUGCAAACAAAAUUUUGGAAGAUAAUGAUGCAAAUUUUACCGCGGAAUGUGUUCCUGAAGUCAAUUGCCCUGUUAAGCGAUGGCAUUGUCCUUGGGGUUCUACUGUAGUUGAUGAUGUUGCCCCACCUUUUAGACAAAUAUUGGAGGAGAAUUACUGUACAGCUUCAAAUGUUUCCACAGAUACAAAAUUUACUAGAUCGCUUUGGUGGAAUCGCAGAAAGAUGCUUGACCAGCGCCUAAGUAAACUUCUCAGGGAUAUUGAAGAUUUAUGGCUGGGUCCUUGGAAGUGCUUGCUUUUAGGUGAGUGGUCUAAUUGCAAGCUUUUGAAUCCAGUAGAAAAGAAAUUGAUGCGUGAUUUGAAAACCAAGUACAAACUAGAUGUACAUGAGAGUCUAUUGAAAAUCAUCUUAAGUGGUACAAAAUAUUAUGGUGGAGAAAUAGAAGGUACUUUGCAGCUAAUUUUGAAUAAAGGUUGUUUCAUUGGUGGAUUGUGGCCUGAUGAGCUGAAAAACGAAAGUUUAUGCAACAAAUAUGGUGGGACUGAAGAACUUGCGAACAUGGUUUCAAAAUUAAUUCUUGAAGCUUCACAAGAUCUUGUAACACAAGAGUCCCUUACGAAAGAGCCAUUGAUACUUGUUCUGGAUUUUGAAAUUCAGAUGCUUCCAUGGGAAAGCCUUCCAGUAUUGAGAACUCAAGAAGUCUACCGCAUGCCUUCAGUUGGCAGCAUCUAUACUACACUGGAAAGAUGUCACACACGUAAUGAGAAGUCAACAGCUUGCGUGGAUUUUCCCCAAAUAGAUCCAAUGGAUGCAUUUUAUUUGUUGAAUCCUGAUGGAGAUCUUACUCACACACAACUUCAGUUUGAAAAGUGGUUCAGAGAUAUGAAUUUUGAGGGAAAGGUGGGAACUAGGGCUACAGAAGAAGAGUUGUCUAAUGCCUUAAGGGACCGUGACCUCUUUUUAUAUUUUGGACAUGGAAGUGGUUCACAGUACAUUUCUCGUCAUGAAAUUCAAAAGCUCAGAAGUUGUGCAGCUACACUUUUGAUGGGCUGUAGUAGUGGAUCUCUAUCAUUAGAUGGUUGCUAUACUCCUCAAGGUGCCCCUCUUUCCUAUCUAUUAGCAGGAUCUCCGGUUAUAGUUUCUAAUUUGUGGGAAGUAACCGAUAAGGAUAUUGACCGAUUUGGUAAAGUUAUGAUUGAUUGUUGGUUGAGAGAAAGAUCUGAAAAUUGUGAUGGAUUAAGUGAGGAGCUUAAGGGCAUGCAGAUUGGUGAAACAAAAUUAAGUACUAAUAGAAAAAGUACAAGGAAAAAGACGACUGAAGCUUCUAAUGUUGGUUUAAGUUGCCAAAGACCUAAGUUAGGCUCGUUUAUGACUCUGGCUAGAGAGGCUUGUACCCUUCCUUUUCUUAUUGGGGCAGCACCUGUUUGUUAUGGUGUUCCUACUCAUAUAGUAAAGAAAAAAAUAGAUUUGUUGUAGUAUUAUACUUUUAGGGUUUGGUCGGGUUUGAGGGCUUUUCUGUAUGUAAUUUUUUACCAAACACACCAUAUAAAAUACAUUAUUGGUUACAUAUUUUUCUCUAUUUAUUUUGCAAUGGCUGAUAAGACUUUAACUUCUAGUGAGUUAGAUACGAAUCUAUAAGGUUUAGGGUUGAGAAGAUGAUUAAAAGUUUGCAAAUGCAACUAUAUCAUGGUUGACUCAUUA
Impatiens glandulifera is the source of this 7122-nucleotide messenger RNA. RefSeq names its product separase. NCBI's taxonomy places the organism in Eukaryota, Viridiplantae, Streptophyta, Magnoliopsida, Ericales, Balsaminaceae. The transcript has 27 exons. Gene Ontology annotation, biological process: meiotic chromosome separation; proteolysis. Gene Ontology annotation, molecular function: cysteine-type endopeptidase activity. The record is from RefSeq and is a predicted model, not a curated record. Gene Ontology annotation, cellular component: centrosome; mitotic spindle; nucleus. The coding region runs from base 325 to 6897 and encodes 2190 amino acids.